This is a messenger RNA of Dendronephthya gigantea, 2005 nucleotides long. RefSeq names its product ribosome biogenesis protein NOP53-like. The transcript is spliced from 12 exons. The record is from RefSeq and is a predicted model, not a curated record. Bases 265 to 1518 code for a protein of 417 amino acids. Gene Ontology annotation, molecular function: 5S rRNA binding. Gene Ontology annotation, biological process: rRNA processing; ribosomal large subunit assembly. Gene Ontology annotation, cellular component: nucleolus. NCBI's taxonomy places the organism in Eukaryota, Metazoa, Cnidaria, Anthozoa, Malacalcyonacea, Nephtheidae.
UUGUGAAAUAUCUGUAAAUAAAGCUUGUAGAAAGAGAUAAGCAUUAGAGAAAUAGUUAUUCCAAAAUUUUAUGAUAUCUCAGUUUUCUUCCUUCCAAAACUCGUUGUAAAUCAUGGCACAGACAAGUAGAACAUAUUGAAAAAACUCACAAACUAUCAGCAGGAUGGCGAAAGGUGGCGCCCUAUAUCUGCCUGCGAGCAGGUCAAUGAAGCAAGCGUUUUUCUCACGUGCACGUGCUUUUUCUUCACGUGUUUUUUUUUCAAUAUGGCCGACGCAGAAGGAGUUGGAAAAGUUGAAACAGUUAAAAAGAAAAGAAAACGUGUUAGUAAGAAAUCUAAACGUAGCUGGAGGAAAAAUGUUGAUAUAACAGAUGUUGAAGAAUAUUUAGAUGAAGUUAGGAGACAAGAAAGAACUGGAGGAAUAAUAUCACACAAGAAAAACGAAGAAUUAUUUUAUGUUGCCAAGAAUACUGACGAGAAAGAAGAAAGAGAAAACGUAAAAUCUGCGAAGGCUAAAAAAAGGAAGUUGGUGAAAAAUGAUGAAAGUUCAGACGAGUCUGAUGAUGAAAGAAGACAGAAGAAUCUUUUACUCAGAAAUCACCAAAAUAAACUUCAGAAAACUGAGUUAUAUGAUUUAUGGAGUCCUAAUGAUGACAAAACAAGUAAGAGCAAAACUGAAACUUAUGAAAAUGAACAUUAUUUAAAAACUACAAAGAAAAUGACAGUUAAGCAACCUAAGACAGCAUACAAAAUACGAAGUACAGCACCAGCUUUAGCAGUCUGCCAUCCUGGGGCUUCAUACAAUCCAGCAUUUGAGGAUCAUCAGGAAUUGUUGAUGACCGCAUGUGAGGUUGAAAUAAUGAAACAGAAAGACAUUGAUAAGAUAAAAAGGCAGCUUCAACUACCAUCUGAAGAAGAAUUGGCAAAACUUCCAAGUUGGGAAGAAGAAAUGAGUCAGGGUUUGUUUGAUAAACAUGAAGAUAAAAAUAAUGAAAGUGAGAAUGAUGAUGAUAAUGAUGAUGUAUUGAUGUUGCCUUCCAAUGGUAAGAAGGACAGAAAGACUAAGAAAGAUAAAAAGAGAGCAAAUGAAAGAAAGAAAGAGGAAGAAAGUUCAAAGGAGAUGCAUCGCAGAAAGGUGAAGGAGAAUGAGAUUUUCAGAAUGAAGUCAAUCAAAAGGACUAUCAAGAAAGGUGAAGAGAAAACACAGAAACGACAAGAAGAGAAGCAAAAGAAAAUGAUUGAAGCAUCAUCAAAACCACAGCGAUUAGGAAGACAAAAAUUUGAAGAAAUGAAUAUUGAAGUUCAGUUAACCAACGAACUGAGAGGAAGCUUGAGGAAUCUGAAGCCAGAAGGCAAUCUCUUCGAAGAUCGUUUCAAAAAUUUGCAGCGUCGAAACAUCAUUGAACCUAGAAGACCUGUCAUGCCACAUCGUAAAUACAAGUUAAAAGAAUACGAGAAGCGUUCGUACAAGAACUUUGACCUUCAAGAAAAACUGAAGAAGAAAAAGACAAAGAAUUAGGUCAGUGGAAAAUCUUCGUGUGAGUAAUGUUCUUCUGUUGUGAUAUGAGAUUUGAUAAACAUGAAAGCUUUCUUCCAUUCCUCGUAAUCUCAUAACAUCGUGCCGUGCGUUAAAAUGCCCCAGGAACAUAGUGCGCGUUUUCAAGAGCAUAAUGAAUGAACUGAUUCAGGUGUUGGAGAGGAAAUUAUAUUCCAACCCGCGUGAAAAAUACGUAACGGUCGCGUGAUCUCGAGAUUAAGGUCUUGAUCUUCUUCAUAGAAAAGUACGUCAAUAUGACAAAGCCGUAAAGAGUAUUACGAAAGGUCAAUAAUCGGAUAUUUUUAAUCGCAUUGUUUGAUUGAAACGUCCUUUCGUUAAUUGGGUUUCGUAAUUACAGUUACGAAGAUACUGAACAUAUAUAUUUUAACAUUUAAAUAUUGCAUUGUGGGAUGUAAUGAUCAUAGAAUGGACGGUGAUCUGAUAAUAUUAUGCAAGAAAUUUUUAAUGA